GAGCACCAGCCAGCCAUGGCCACAGCUGAGACUGCCUUGCCCUCCAUCAGCACGCUGACGACCCUGGGCCCCUUCCCGGACACCCAGGAGGACUUCCUUAAGUGGUGGCGUUCCGAGGAGGCACAGGACAUGGGUCCAGGUCCCCCCGACCACAUGGGGCCACACCUUUACGUGGGCAUGGAGUCAGAAGACCAGCCUAGGGAGAAUGAGGACAAUGAGAAGGACGCGGCCGCCGACUGGGACCUGAAUCUUUUGCUCACCAACUUUCCGGGCCCAGAGCCGGGCGGUGAGCCCCGGACCUGUGCUCUGACGUCCAGUGACGGCCCCGGGGCGCAAUUCCCACCGCCGCCUGAGACUCUGGGCCCGUAUGCCGGCGGCUCGGAGUUUUCGGCUGGGCUCUUGGGCUCCGAGGAGCAGGCAGUCUGGGUUCGCCCUGCCCAGGGGGCGACAGCUCCCAACCCCUUAGUGGCACCAGCCCUGGCCCCAGCCCCCGAGCCCAAGGCACUGCAGCUGCAGCCAGUGUACCCAGGGUCAGGUGCGGGCUCCUCGGGUAGCUACUUCACGCGGACCGGGUUUUCAGUGCCCGCGGCUCCGGGCGCCCCCUACGGGCUGCUAUCGGGGUAUCCCGCGCUGUACCCAGCGCCGCAGUAUCAAGGGCACUUCCAGUUCUUCCCUGGUCUCCCGGCGCCUUCGCCUGCCCCCGUCGCGACCCCAUCCUAUCUGAAUUGCCUGGGACCCGGGACGGUGGGCACGGGACUCGGGGGCUCCGCAGGAGACUCAGGAGUAACUACAGACGUCGCUCCAUCAAAGCGCGGUCGGCGACCGUGGACGCACAAGAGGCAGGCUGCGCACACUUGCGCGCACCCGGGGUGCGGCAAGAGCUACACCAAGAGCUCCCACCUGAAGGCGCAUCUGCGCACGCACACGGGAGAGAAGCCAUAUGCCUGCUCGUGGGAUGGCUGCGGCUGGAAGUUUGCACGCUCUGAUGAGCUGACCCGUCACUUCCGGAAACACACAGGACUUCGUCCCUUCAGCUGCCAGUUCUGCCCGCGUGCUUUUUCACGCUCCGACCACCUAGCCUUGCACAUGAAGCGCCACCUUUAA
Molecule: messenger RNA, 1104 nt
Organism: Urocitellus parryii (Arctic ground squirrel)
Lineage: Eukaryota; Metazoa; Chordata; Mammalia; Rodentia; Sciuridae
Gene: Klf1
Product: KLF transcription factor 1
Biological process (GO): regulation of transcription by RNA polymerase II
Molecular function (GO): RNA polymerase II cis-regulatory region sequence-specific DNA binding; DNA-binding transcription factor activity, RNA polymerase II-specific
Source: RefSeq, a predicted model, not a curated record